ACUCGGCAAAGUUGAAUGCCAAAAUCUGGUGAGCAACAACAAAGCUCAAUCAAAAAGAAGCGACGAGCCCAGAAAAACUGCACCCCGAAAUGGAGCAAACCGAAGUGGUAGUGCCCAAGACUCUGGAUGAGUUAAUUGCCAUUUUGCACAAGAUUUUUGAGAGUGACUGCAUCAAUGUUGAAGAGGUGCAACAAAUAAUGGAAUCAUAUGAGAGCAAUCCGCAGGACUGGAAGAAAUUCGCAAAGUUUGAUCAGUACAGGUACACGCGAAACUUGGUGGAUGAAGGGAACGGAAAGUUUAACCUCAUGAUCUUAUGUUGGGGAGAAGGCCAUGGCAGUAGUAUCCACGACCAUACAGACUCUCACUGCUUCAUGAAGCUGCUCCAGGGUCAGCUUAAAGAAACACUCUUCGAGUGGCCUGAGAACAAAAAAGGAGUGAUGGUCCAAAAAUCACAGAGAGUCCUGGUGGAAAACAAGGUGGCCUACAUAAAUGACUCCAUUGGCCUGCACCGUGUGGAGAACGGGAGCCACACAGAGACUGCUGUCAGCCUGCACCUGUACAGCCCACCCUUUGAGACCUGCCAGACGUUUGACCAGAGGACCGGCCACAAAAACACAGUCAAAAUGACCUUCUGGAGCAAGUUCGGUCAGAGGACUCCAUUUGAGCUAACAAUGUCACAAGAAAACAACUGAAAACCACAAAAGUUUGAUUAUGUGAGCAUUUAAUUAAAGGGCCUAUAUUAGACUAUUUUCUGAUCUAUGUUAUGACGUUUCCUCAUCACAAACAGACCAGAUUUGUGUUUUGUUUGAUUCACACAUGUUUAACACAAACCCUGCAUAUUUAGGUCGAGUUCUUCUCUCAAAGAGAAAACACUCAGUUCUACCUUGUGAUGUCAUGUGGCAAUACAGGAAGUUCCCCAUUGUGUUUUUUAAACUCCAUACGCCUUCACUAGAAUCAUUUGGAAAAUUUCAGCUCUGUGUUUUCCAAUAUCUACUGAAAGAAAGGUAAAUGGUUAACUUGAAAACUACUGCUUCGAGACAUCACAAAGUGGAACAGAACAUUUUGAGCUUUGAAGAUAUGGAUAAACUAAUAAUGCAGGGUAAGUUAAGCAUGUGUGAAUGAAGCAAAACACAACUCUGGGUAUGUUUUUGAGGAGGUAACAGCAUUAUAACAUAACUUGAAGUUCAUAGGAGUUAAUUUAGCAAAAUAUAGGACCUUUAAACAUUUGGAUUGUGAUUCAUUCCAAAAGGGAAUUGCUGUGUAAGCAAAUGCGCACCUACUAUGACUAAGCAUCCUAUUUAAAAAUGAGUAGCGGGCCCGUAGAAAACGACAACCCAGUAAUUAGAAUGGCUUUAUCGCUGCCCUAUGUGAGCUUGGCAAAUACUGAUGAGCACAGGACGAAUGCAUGAAUAGGCCUGGACAUGGACUCAAUCUGCCUUUUGUCUGCUAGGCCCGAGAAGACCCUUUUCCAAUAACAACAUUCCUGUCCAUCUGUGACCUGUGUACCCACUCCAGUUCACCACCAGUUUUAGUCAUUUACAAAAUGUUAUGAAUAUGCAAAAAUGUAGUAUUUUUACUGUUGAUUUGACCCAGUUAAAGUGUUAUGCCACUUGUUGCAUUGCCUGUACAGUUGGAUUAAAAUGCCAUGUUCCAUUUGUAUUUGAAACUGUGUAAAGCUUUAGAGUUGUGCUGUUUUUUUAUUGCAAUUGAUUUAAUUUAUUUGCAGGGUAUUCGGUUCAUCAAAGAAACUUAGAAAGAGCCCUAUAACUCCUUACAGAAUCCAUGACAUGUUUUUAUUUUUGAGACAGUCUCGGUAAUAUUUUUCUCAGGAUUUGAAGAUAUUUGUAGCGCAAAGUAUAGUUUUUGUAGUUGUAAAGAAAAUACCACUUAUAGCCUUAGCAAUUGUGUCCAUGGCUUUUUGGCAUGACUGCAAACUAUUAAACACACUUGCUCUUUCAAA
Molecule: messenger RNA, 1960 nt
Organism: Boleophthalmus pectinirostris (great blue-spotted mudskipper)
Lineage: Eukaryota; Metazoa; Chordata; Actinopteri; Gobiiformes; Gobiidae
Gene: cdo1
Product: cysteine dioxygenase, type I
Exons: 5
Coding region: 90-692 (200 amino acids)
Biological process (GO): L-cysteine catabolic process
Molecular function (GO): ferrous iron binding; cysteine dioxygenase activity
Source: RefSeq, a predicted model, not a curated record